Molecule: messenger RNA, 2577 nt
Organism: Salvia splendens (bonfire salvia)
Lineage: Eukaryota; Viridiplantae; Streptophyta; Magnoliopsida; Lamiales; Lamiaceae
Product: calcium-dependent lipid-binding protein-like
Exons: 10
Coding region: 330-2339 (669 amino acids)
Molecular function (GO): lipid binding
Source: RefSeq, a predicted model, not a curated record
UGUUCGCGUGCGUGCAUUUCUCACCGUUUCUCUAUUCUCCUUAACUAAUUUACCAGAAUUGAAUCUCCAUCCUUGAAUUGGAUCAUAAUUUCCACCCCAAAAUCAGAAUGGAACUCAAAAUCGGUGAGCUACAAUCGAAAGUUGUUUCAACCUUACCCUACCUAUCUUUGUUGUCGUCUUCUUCGUCAUCACUACUGCCGUUUUGAACUCACAUACUCAUUUAUCGAUUCACGAUUUUGCUCUUUCUCCAAUUUGUCAAGCUCAAAGCUCAAAUUCAAACCCCAGCAGCUGAAUUCGUCUAAUUCAUUUAUGUUUUACGCUGCAAAUUAAUGGUUUUGCAUUCUUCGGCCACACACACUUCACCUCUUCGGUGCGAUUUCUCACAGAGGAAAACCCUAUAUCUCCCCCAAUUACCUCUCCUAGGUCUUUGUCCUUGCACUUGCGCUUCAUAUUCUCACAUUUUUCAGGGGAGGAGAGGCGUAGGCGCUAGAAAUGUAGGAUGGGCUAUGUUCCAAGCUCAAUCGCGCAUCAAUGGCGGAAAAAACAUUGUAUUGAAGCGGUUUUCCGAUGAGGGUGAAUUAAACAGUCAAUCUACAUCUGAUUCGAGCAUUAAAGCUAGUAAUUGUUACAGCACAAGUUUUGGGGAGGAUCCUAUUGUGAAUAAGCUGAGGAGUCAGCUCGGGGUCACCCAUUCUAUUCCAUAUCCGCCCAUAAAUCGCAGUAUUAUCGGCCUACUUGGUUUCUUCUUUUUUGUUGGUGUUGUAUUCGAAAAGGUAUGGGCGUGGAGGAGGGCAGAAGCGAGGAGUGGAGGCAGUAAACUCGGGAGUCAGCAGAAGGUGUCGUUGUUCCUCGAGAAGGAAUUGCAGAGGAAAGAGUCGGUGGAAUGGGUGAAUAUGGUGUUGGGGAAGCUGUGGAAGGUGUAUAGAGGUGGGAUUGAGAAUUGGAUAAUUGGAUUGCUGCAGCCUGUCAUUGACAAUCUGAAGAAGCCGGAUUAUGUGCAGAGGGUGGAGAUCAAGCAGUUCUCUUUGGGUGAUGAGCCACUGUCUGUUAGGAGCGUCGAGCGCAGAACCUCGCGCCGUGCUAAUGACUUGCAAUACCAGAUAGGCCUCCGGUACACUGGUGGUGCGCGUAUGCUUCUACUUUUGUCACUUAACUUUGGUAUCCUUCCCAUUGCUGUGCCUGUCGGUGUGCGAGACUUUGACAUUGACGGGGAACUAUGGGUUAAACUGCGACUUAUACCAACAGAGCCAUGGGUGGGAGCUGUAUCGUGGGCUUUUGUCUCUCUUCCAAAGAUAAAGUUUAAGUUAUCACCAUUUCGCUUGUUUAAUUUAAUGGCAAUUCCCGUACUUUCAAUGUUUUUGACAAAACUUCUCACGGAGGACUUACCAAAGCUAUUUGUGCGUCCCAAAAAGAUAGUUAUUGAUUUUCAGAAGGGAAAGGCUGUUGGACCUGUUCCCAUGGACUCCAAAUCUGGAGAAACUCAAGAGGGAAACAGUAACUUUGCAGGAGAAUUGUCCGUGACACUUCUGGAUGCUCGGAAACUUAAUUAUGUAUUCUAUGGAAGAACAGAUCCAUUUGUUAUUUUAAGAUUGGGAGAUCAAGUUGUACGUAGUAAAAAAAACAGCCAAACUACAGUUAUCGGGCCUCCUGGCGAGCCAAUCUGGAAUCAAGAUUUUUAUAUGUUAGUUUCCAACCCUAAGAAGAAUAAAUUGUCAAUCGAAGUAAGGGAUUCUCUUGGAUUCACAGACCUAACUGUAGGUACUGCAGAGAUUGAUCUUGGAUCUCUGAAAGAUACAGUUCCUGCAGACAGGAUAGUUGUACUUCGAGGAGGUUGGACUCCAUUUGGAAAUGGAUCGACUGGAGAAAUUCUGCUGCGUUUGACAUACAAAGCAUAUGUUGAGGAUGAAGAAGAUGAAAGGUCCAACAAAGUACUCGCAAAUACAGAGGCAUCCCAGAACGACUUGUCUGAUUCUGAUGAACCUGAUUUCACAAUCCCUAAACGUGCGGAGGAAUACGUAGUUGCAACAGAUACCGAGUCUUUCAUGAAUGAUCUAGCAGCACUGUUAGUAAGUGAGAAGUUCCAAGGUAUAGUAGCCUCAGACACCACGAAUAACAGGUCUCCAGAUGACAGAGCCAACAAUGGUGCAUCUGAACCAAAUGAUGGAGCCAACAACGGUGCUUCUGAACCAAACAACACCGCUUCUGUGUCUGGACAGCAAACUCCAGCUAAUGAUUCUGGUGGUUCUCAAGGAUCAACUUUAUUUUGGCUUGCCAUUGUUACAAGUAUCACUGUCCUUGUAGCGUUGAACGAUGACUCCUCGGGUUUGUUCAAUCCUUGAUGAACCAACCAUUGAAGCUCUAUUUCAAAGUCAUCUUGUAUUUAUAUGUUGGUGAAGACUGCAUAAGGUGGUGGAGAAGAGUGUAGAUGUAGACUGCUUUUCCUUUUGGUGUAAGUGAAGUUAUUGUUAUUAGAAGCAAUGUUUGUCAAUCCUACAUAUUCUUUAUUAUAGAUAGUCACCAUAUCAUUCUUUAUUAAAAUUGUUUAUAGAUAAAAACACAAAUGAGUAAUAUUGCUAA